Suhomyces tanzawaensis NRRL Y-17324 is the source of this 537-nucleotide messenger RNA. RefSeq lists its product as uncharacterized. The transcript has a single exon. NCBI's taxonomy places the organism in Eukaryota, Fungi, Ascomycota, Pichiomycetes, Serinales, Debaryomycetaceae. The record is from RefSeq and is a predicted model, not a curated record. The annotation marks the transcript as partial.
GAAAAUGUGCAAUACUUCCUCUUCUUUGUCGUCCCUAUCGUCGCGUCUGUGGUGGUGAUUCCUUACGUGGUGAAUCCCACCACCUCGGAGCAUUUCCACAAGAACUUCAAGGUGGUGGUCCUCUCCAGAUCGUUCUGCAAAAUCAAUCCUUCGGCAUGUUCUGUCUAUCUCGAAUCCAAUCAGGAUUGGCUCGCUGUGAGGCGAUUCGAGUACUUUGAGCUAAUCCACGUUCGACACAAGUUCAUAGCGAUGUUGGAAAAGGUAGUUGUGGAUGGCAUCUGUUGGGUGACACCAACCGGAUUGUUGGCACGAAUGGUUCAGAUGGUGCUGGGAGUACGCGUAAAGGAGGACGAGUUCGUGGUUAUCUGGCACGAAUCUGUAGAGUUCAUGUUUGCGGUCACCUUUUCGGUGAUAUUCAAAACGGUAAGAGGUAUGGUGGUGUCGAGAGUGCUGGCGUUCUUCAUAUUGGGAAUGAUCAUAACGGUAGGAGAGUCGUGGGGACGAUUGAUACCGCCAUUGGGAAAUUUAUUUGAAUCU